AUGUCGCUGCAUCCGCGCCAGUCGCUGCACCCGGCAGCCAUGAACCACAAUGCCGCCCUGCCCGCUCCACAACACUCGGUCACAGAACAAAUCAUGCAGCUCGAUCAGGCCAUCACACUGACAUUGCAAGAGAUUGACCAGAACUUUGCGACCGCACACCAGAUCGUCACAUCCCGCAUCCUCCCAGCCGUCAAGGAAUAUGGUGUGGCUAGCGCAAGGGUAUGGCAGGGCGCCAAAUUCUGGAAGACGUUCUACGAAGUCUCGGCCAACGUCUCGCUCACCGCGCACGUUCAGAAUGAAUCCGAAUUUGAUGCCAACUCGCAGGGCGGCGAUGUGACGCAGACCGGGAACGAUUCGCGCGAGAAUGCCACCUUCACCAGCGACGAUGAUGGACGCAGCCCUCGUUCGGACGCUGGCUCUGUCAUCUACACCGACAUCGACGCCUCGCUCGCGUCCGACGACCAGGACAUCGAUGGACAGGAUGCGGCAGACCAGAGCGUUGAACAGGUGCCAGCGGAUCGUGCACGCGCAGCCUCGCCUCCUCGCUUUAGCAACGCAUCCAUGGCGGCAGCCGCUCGACGAGAAGCAGCUCAGCGAAAGCAGCAGAAGCCUCACGACCGCGAGGAUCAAGAGAACAUCUUUGACCCUGCCGAGUCGCCAUUCGAGCGUCUGCGCCGCGACAUCACAUCGGGUCUCGGAAAGGGCAUCAACGAUCCGAGCAUGGAUCAGAGCUCCUACAAUGACCGUGCCGCUCUGGCUCAUGGCAUCGAGAACUUUGGAUCCACCCGCGCUGGCAGGGGCGGACGCCCCGUCGACCCGGACAGCUCGAACGCCUCGUCCCUCCACGAUCUUCCCCAGUUCAAGUCGUCGGCUGCUUCUGGCGGUCGCCUCAAGACGUCGUCGACGCCCAAAAAGGGCGCACUGCUCAACAAGGUGCUCGACUCGGAGCACAAGCGGAACAAGGGCCGUCUCAGCUACACCAAAAUCCAGGCUACGCCUCGAAGCUCGCAGUCCAAGUCGAAUCCGUUCGCACCGCCCAGCGUGCGCAUGUGGGACGGCAUUGUCGAUCUGCGCAAGACACCGCUGACGUCCAAGAUCAAAGGCACCAAAUCGUCAAAGGCCGCCUCGGGCAGCAAGCAAGCAGCUUCCAAGGGGUCGGCUCAGGCGGAGGAAGACACCGAAUGGGAUUCGGAUUCGUCCGACAAGGAGGAUUCGCUCGGAUGGCCCGCCGGCAUGUCGCCUCCCGUGACGAUGCAGUUUUCGGUGCCGCAAAGUCGAUAUGCGCAAACACCCGCCAAGGAAGCCGCCAAGAUGAUGGUGGAUGAUCUUCUUCGCAGCGUCGGCGCUUCCAGUCCUGCUCCCAGAGCAUGGCCCAAGAGUGCCAGCAAGCAUCGAGCAGCGGAAGGCGCGGCAGCUCACGUGGCGAGCUCUCGCAAGCAGCCAGUAUCGACGCCUUUGCGAAUGGGCCGCAAAGAGGCCAAGCAGCGCGACAGGCAGAGUGGCGCCGGACGACGACGAGACUCGAUCCCCACGCCCCCGACGCUCACCAAGCGUGGACCGAGUCUGGCGCAGGACGAUACGCCCAGCAGCAGUCUGGUGGGUGGAGCGUCGACUGCCAAUGCUAGCUCGGCCGCCAUGCUGAUGGACGCCGACGAGGGACUCGAGCCCGGCGUCUCUGCGCCCGACAUGCAUCACCGCUUCAACGCGCUGAACCUCAAGAAUGCGGGAGUGCUCCCCCUGGAAGACGACGAUGACGACGAUGAUGAUGACGACGACGAGUCAUCGGACAGCGAGUCGGACGAUGGCGGUGACGAUAUCGCCGGCUCGAUGCUGUCGUCCGGCGCCAAAUACUCUGUCUCGAGCAACAGCCGCAUUGGCGGAGGCAGCCAGCACGACAACUCUGGCUGGACCAGCUCCACCGUCUCUUCGUUCAACCAGCCCAAACAGGCGGGCCGCAGCAUUGAAGACGAUACGCUGUUUGGCGUUCGAAGCAAUGCUGCGCCGCGUGAGGUCGAGAUGCAAAGCAGCCGCAGUCAGCCCAAAGCGGGAACUGCGAGCGCUCAGAGCAGGGCGACCGGCGCCAAGGGCGAUGACCCGCGAGGCGAAGACUCGUUCAAGGUGUGGGGCCACGUAGAUGAAAUGGGAACCGUUCACGGCGGACGACCGCUGGUGGAUCGAGACGACACCUACAGCGCACCCAGCCCGACCCCGUUCAACAUGAACGCUGGUGCUGGCGCUCGCAGGUGA
Kalmanozyma brasiliensis GHG001 is the source of this 2247-nucleotide messenger RNA. RefSeq names its product DASH complex subunit Ask1. NCBI's taxonomy places the organism in Eukaryota, Fungi, Basidiomycota, Ustilaginomycetes, Ustilaginales. Gene Ontology annotation, cellular component: DASH complex; mitotic spindle; mitotic spindle pole body. The record is from RefSeq and is a predicted model, not a curated record. Bases 1 to 2247 code for a protein of 748 amino acids. The transcript has a single exon. Gene Ontology annotation, biological process: attachment of spindle microtubules to kinetochore.